Molecule: messenger RNA, 3149 nt
Organism: Prosopis cineraria
Lineage: Eukaryota; Viridiplantae; Streptophyta; Magnoliopsida; Fabales; Fabaceae
Exons: 15
Coding region: 67-2646 (859 amino acids)
Biological process (GO): carbohydrate metabolic process
Cellular component (GO): chloroplast
Source: RefSeq, a predicted model, not a curated record
AUCUGUUGAUAACCAGGGCGGGGAAGAUGGUCCAGCUGUCCACCAUGGAGCGAUUCCAACCGGACAAUGGUCAAGAGCUACACCUGGCAUCUCCUCCCGAUCUCCACUAUCCAGCAUAUGGCAAUUCCCACAUCUUCAUCACUCCUACUAAUUAAACCUUCUCUUUCACAUUCCUUGUUGCUCGACAUUUCUAUGCUCCGCAAACUCUUCCUCUCUUCCUCUUCCCAUCGCCUUCUGCCUCCCCAACCAAAACUAUCGUCGCCUAGAAAGUACGCUUAUCCUGCUGCUUACUUCCCUUCACUUCUCUGCCCUUCCUCCUCUGUUAUAUCGCGACGCAUUCACGCACACGAGGUUUUGGCAAUGGCUGAAAGACCCACCUAUUCAACGUCUUGUUCCUAUAAGCACACCAAUCGACUUUCUUCCGAGCACAGCCCCUAUCUGCUGCAGCACGCCCAUAACCCGGUUGAUUGGUAUCCAUGGGGAGAAGAAGCUUUCACUGAAGCGCGAAAGAGAGAUGUACCUAUUUUCUUAUCAAUUGGGUACAGCACUUGCCACUGGUGUCAUGUUAUGGAGGUCGAGUCAUUUGAAGACGAGGGGGUUGCCAAGUUGUUGAACGAUUGGUUUGUUAGCAUUAAGGUGGACCGAGAGGAGCGACCGGAUGUCGAUAAGGUGUACAUGACCUAUGUGCAAGCUUUGUAUGGGGGAGGAGGUUGGCCACUGAGCGUGUUCCUUUCACCUGACUUGAAACCUUUAAUGGGUGGAACUUACUUUCCACCUGAUGAUAAGUAUGGACGACCCGGAUUCAAGACUCUACUUAGAAAGGUGAAAGAAGCUUGGGACAAUCAGAGGGAUACACUAGUUAAGAGUGGAGCCUUUGCAAUUGAACAGCUUUCUGAGGCUCUGUCUGCUGGUGCAGAUUCUAAUAAAUUGGCCGAUGGAGUUUCGGAAAAUGCUCUACGUUUAUGCUCAGAUCAACUCUCUGGAAGCUAUGACUCUAAGUUUGGUGGGUUUGGAUCUGCACCAAAGUUUCCCAGACCAGUUGAGAUAAAUCUGAUGCUUUACUAUUCCAAAAAAUUGGAGGAUACUGGGAAGUUGGGUGGAGCUAAUGAACAUCGGAAUAUGGUUUUCUUUACCUUGCAAUGCAUGGCAAGAGGGGGUGUUCAUGAUCAUAUUGGAGGGGGUUUUCACAGAUAUAGUGUGGAUGAGUGUUGGCAUGUUCCACAUUUUGAGAAGAUGCUAUAUGAUCAAGGGCAGCUUGCUAAUGCUUAUUUAGAUGCGUUUUCUAUUACAAAAGAUACCUUCUAUUCAUUUAUAUCACGGGAUAUCCUUGAUUAUUUGAGGAGAGACAUGAUUGGUCCAGAAGGUGAAAUCUUUUCAGCAGAAGAUGCUGACAGUGCAGAAACCGAAGGAGCUACAAGGAAAAAGGAAGGAACCUUUUAUAUAUGGACCAGCAAAGAGGUUGAAGACAUACUUGGACAGCAUGCAGAUCUCUUCAAAGAGCAUUAUUACAUAAAGCCCUCUGGCAAUUGUGACCUUUCUAGACUGAGUGAUCCUCAUAAUGAAUUCAUGGGGAAGAAUGUCCUGAUAGAGAGAAAGGAUCUAUCUGAAUUGGCAUCAAAAUAUGGUAUGUCAAUUGAGAAAUAUUCUGAGAUUCUUGGAGAAUGCAGGCAACAGCUAUUUGAAGUGAGGUCAAAACGACCAAGGCCACAUUUAGAUGAUAAGGUUAUUGUAUCCUGGAAUGGGCUUGUAAUCUCAUCUUUUGCUAGAGCCUCUAAGAUUCUCAACGUUGAAGCUGAAGGGACCACAUUCAACUUUCCUGUUGUUGGCACUGAACCAAAGGAGUACUUGGGAAUUGCAGAAAAAGCAGCCUUCUUUAUUAGGAAGCAACUCUACAAUGAGGAGACAAGCAGGCUGCAGCAUAGUUUCAGAAACGGUCCAUCUAAAGCUCCUGGUUUUUUGGAUGAUUACGCUUUUCUGAUUUCUGGAUUGCUGGAUCUCUACGAAUGUGGUGGUGUAAUCGACUGGCUUGUGUGGGCAAUUAAACUGCAGGAGACCCAGGAUGCUUUGUUUCUUGAUAGGGAGGGAGGAGCUUAUUUUAACACGCCAGGAGAAGAUCCUUCAGUUCUUCUCCGUGUUAAAGAAGAUCAUGAUGGGGCUGAACCCUCUGGAAACUCGGUUUCUGCAGUCAAUCUUAUUAGAUUGGCUUCCAUGGUUGCUGGAAAUAAGGCUGAGUAUUACAGCCAAAACGCAGAACAUCUUCUGGCAGUAUUCGAAAAUAGAUUGAACGAUAUGGCUAUGGCAGUGCCUUUAAUGUGUUAUGCAGCGGACCUGUUGCGUGUACCUUCCCGCAAGCAAGUAGUUCUGGUUGGUGAAAGGACUUUAAAGGAAUUUGAAAGCAUGCUUGCCACAGCUCACGCAUUAUAUGACCCUAACAGAACCGUUAUUCAUAUAGAUCCCAACAACAAGAAAGAGAUGGAAUUUUGGGAAGCACAUAACAACAACAUUGCUCUCAUGGCGAAGAAUAACUAUGCAGCAGACAAGGUUUCAGCUCUUGUUUGCCAAAACUUCACUUGUAGCCCGCUUGUAACUGAUCACGCCUCACUUGGAGCUCUGCUCUCUAAGAGACCCUCCUCUUCAACUGCAUAGGCGUCGUUCUGAGUUCUCGAAGUAGGCAAUAGAAGUGGCAUCCCCUAAUAAUCUAGCGGCUUAUCUACUGAUGCUAUUGAUUCCGAGUCGCUGACUCGCUAGUAUCAACUAGACGUGGUGCAUAUUCUUCACUGAUAUGUACAGGGUGACCGGUUCAAAAGUAUUUUGCGGCUUCUCCCGUCUCUGCUUUUGAAGCCGGAAUUGCCAGUGGUUGGGUGCGUUUGUCCAGCCGCAGAUUUUCCCCACUUUUUUUUUUUUUUUUUUUCCCGUGGAAGCAUAUCAAACCAGCAAAGUUCGGUCAAGGUCACCAAAAUUUUUACCUGUAGCAUAAAAUUAUAGGGUCGACAUGGGAAGAGUCAUCUUCAAUUUAAAUGGAGAAACCCGCUUCCAGUAAAGUGUCUUCGACUGGAAAACAUUUAAAGCAUAUUCUCAAGUCUUGAACCGACUGGAUCCUGCAAAGACCCAUUCAUUGCUUGAAAAGGGGGUAACUCUACCCAUAUUCA